GUCCUUUGAAAUACGGCGUUUUUUUUAAUUUGCCUACAUACAUUAUGUAUGUAUAGUACAGUGUUUCAUUAAAUUUUGAAAAAUGUAUAUACGUUCGAUCCGCCUCGGACGGCGUCCUAUAAAAUAUUAGCUUAUGACUUAAUAAAAUCCAACGUAUUUUUUUUUAUUUUUCAAUGUAUCAUACGCGCGUGCGUUUACUACGUUAAAAUUUGAUUGCAUAUUACAUAUUUAUAUCAUUAUUCGUAUAACUUAAAUAAAUAUAAAAAAUAGUGAAAUGUAUUUAUUCAGAAUGAUAAUUGGAUGGUAAUAUGGUUAUAGUUAUAGAUCAUAAUCAAUCUUGAUCAAGAAGAAUAAUAAAUAAAUGUGCAAGAAUUUGUAUAAAAGCAAAUUAACUGGACAAUUAACUACAGUGUGGAUUUUCCAGCUUCAAUUAAAUAUAUUUGAGUGAUAAGAACAAUAUUGCUAUUUUGCAAUAAAAUAGCUUAUAAUAUAUACAAUAUGAAAUUCCAACCAACAGUAUCAAUACCUAUAGGUAUUAUAUUUUUUAAAGGAAAGGAAACAAAAGAGAUUUACCUGUGAGAAUAAUACAUUUAUGAGCAUAACAGUAAUCAGCAACUGCAUUAAGGAACAGAUAUUGUGUUGAUAAUCAAACAAUGCAGGCAACGACUAAUCGAGAUAAAGCACUCCCUUCGCGAGGAUUGAAGCAAGUAAAAGUGGAUAAUUGGGGAACUUUCUUUCUACAGAGACUUCAACAGCUUUAUUUUGAAGAAGAAUUACUUGAUUUAACAAUCAAAUUUCCAACUAGUGAUAUUACUGUACAGGCACAUCGCUUAGUUAUCACAACAUGUACAGAUUACUUUAUGCAAUUGGAACGUCAGUUAAAAGAAAAAGAUGAGAAUUUUGAUGGAAUUAUUAUUAUGCCACCAGAUAUGCCUUAUGAGUGUGUUAAGUCUAUUAUUAGUUUUAUGUACACUGGACAAUUGGAAUAUUGGACCUCGGAACAACACGCAUUAUAUCGUACUGCACAAAAGAUGAAAAUGACAGUAUUAACUAAACUGCUUGAUGCUCAAUUUAAUACAACUGCAUUACAAACAAAUAGACCAGCAAAAUCAAAUGUUCCAAUUAUUACAAAAUCCACGACAUUGCCAACCGAAGGAACGGUAACUACAAGUACAUCAACACUUUCGGCUCAACCAUUACCUGGUAGAAAGCUUCCAAUUUGGAAAAGAAAAUUAGAAUUACCUCCUGCAAAUUAUGAAUUGCGAGGUUCAGCACAAAAGCCUACGGAAAUCACUGCUGGGCCAUCCCGAUUUGAUCUGCCUGAAGCAGAAGAUUUUGCUCUUGGAGUUUUUUCCUCAUUUGAUGAUAUUACAUAUAAUACAAAACCCAUUGUUCAAGCAUCAGGAAAGUACAAAAGAGAUAGUUCAUCACCUUCUCUUAAAUGUUCUCCUGAUAGAGAUGUCAAGAAUGAUUCAACGGAAGAUGAAGAAGAUGAUACUCAAUUACAUGAAAAAGAUCCUAAAGAAGUAAAUUCAGAUGAUGAUUGGACAAUAUCGAAUACAUCAGAGCGAUCUCAAGAUGCACAACCAACACCUAAAAGAGUAAGAUUUGAUCUUGAAGAAAAAGAAAACUUGGAAAAAUCUUCAUCUUGUCACACAAACGCAGACGAUUCUAUUAACAAUCACGCAAAAAUAAUCAGGGAAGUAUUGAAAAAAUAUCCGCAUUUGAUUAGAAAUAAUAAAAAUAUACGUUUAAAGAUAAUGCAGAAGGAAGCGAAGUCUACAGAAACUAGUGCUCCUUGUAAAACAAAAGUUUCCUAUGUGGUAUUGAAAUCUGAUCAUUUAAUGUCUAGCAGUAAUGGAGAUGAGAAUGACUCAAAGUGUAACGGUAACGUAGAUGGCGGUGAGACUGGACCAUGGAAAUGCAAUAAAUGCGAUUUAGAUGAAGAAUACACGAAUUAUUACAUGUAUAGAAGACAUAUGCAGGAUGUGCAUGAGGAAAAGUUCGAUCCAAGAGUUUGUGAGCACUGUGGCUAUAAAGCAACAAAAAGAAACAUUUUAAUGUAUCAUCUUUAUACAAAACACAAUGUGCCUCCACCAAAGAGCAUGUGUUUCCCUAAAUGUCAAGCAUGUUCAUAUGUGGCUCUUUCCGAAACUUUGCUUGUGAGACACCAAAUAAAUCAUAAUCAUCGUCCUACAUCUCGGCAUCAUACUUCGACCUUCGAAGUAAUUCAGUGUUUACAAUGUUCUCAAGUUUUUAAGGAUAUUACUGAUCUUACCACACAUGAAAUCAAUACUGGACAUGGUAAUCAUGUGGAAGGGAGAGAAAAAGGAUAUCGUUGUCCUCAUUGUAGCAAAACUUUCGUACGUGUUACGAACUUGCAAGUUCAUAUCGACUGUUCUCACAAGGAUCUACGAGAUUCUGAAACGGCGGCAGCUGUUCCUCCAAUUUCUUUAGAACCAUCUUCGGAAGCAGAAGCUCUUAGUCAUGUAGCAAGUGGGAUAGCGACAUCACUCGGAGUUGGAGAUAGUGUAUCACCAGAAACGCAAGAAGUAGAGAAUCAAUCUGAAUACAUAGUACCAGAAAUAACUGAUAUUUCACAAACUACAACCUAUCAUGCUCAUGAAUUCGAAGGUCAACAGAUGAUCAUGUUGAUCAAUAACGAUAAUUAUCAACAACAGGACGAGAAUGAUCAUCAUCAACAACCACAACAAUUGGAUAUUUCUGGAAAUGAACAAAUUGUAAUGCAAGGUACGGAAGAUGGGAUGAUCGUGUAUAUUCACGAUAAUGAUGAGACAGACAGACAAGCAUAUAACGAUUAUCAAUCUAUAGAGAUUACACAGGAGCCAGAAGAAAUAGUUGAGGAAGUUGUAGAGGAAGUAGAAGAGGCAGUAAUGGAAGAAGAAGUGCAAGAUGAAAGAUCUGAACUUAUAGAUGAGAAUAAUUCUCAUCAGAUGGAAGAUGGUAUUCAAUAUGUUGAAGAACAAACUGAAAUAGUUGAAUAUGAUGAAGAACAAUGUACAGAAGAUAGAAGUAGAAUAGAAGAAUCACAGGAAUCUGUUAUGAUUAUUGAAGAGGAACAUGUGGAAGGAGAUGAUGAAGUUACUGAUGAGGUUGCUGAUAAGGAUAGUAAUGAACAGGAAUCGCCAGAAGCAAGAGAUUUUGCAACUGAAUGGGAUGAGUAUAGUAGAGAUGCAAUAGAAUGAUGAGUAAUAAGAUGUAACCUAUUAUAUUCUUUCUCAUUAAUUCAUUUAUAUAAAUAACAAGUAUGCUCUACAAUCUAUAGGUGUAAAAUGAUGUAUAUCAUGCAUCUUUUAUUACCUAUGUUAUACUAACAAUUGCAAAGUUUUAAAUAGAAGAAUUUAUUAUUAUAUUUUAUCAGAUAUUUUAAAAAUUUGUUGAGCACUCAUUUGAAACAAGUACAUAUAUUCUUAUAACUUAUUCAAUUGAAAAGCAAGAACAUUUUUAGUAUGUUACAAGGUAUUUUACAAUUAAUAUCUGUACUUUUCUUCAUUUAAUAAUGAUGAGGGUAAUAAUAAUGAUGAUGAUGAUGAUGAUGAUGAUGAUGAUGAUGAUGAUG
This is a messenger RNA of Vespa mandarinia (Asian giant hornet), 3580 nucleotides long. It is a transcript of the gene Cp190, whose product is annotated as centrosome-associated zinc finger protein CP190. Gene Ontology annotation, molecular function: protein binding; sequence-specific DNA binding; DNA-binding transcription factor activity, RNA polymerase II-specific. Lineage: Eukaryota; Metazoa; Arthropoda; Insecta; Hymenoptera; Vespidae. Gene Ontology annotation, cellular component: nucleus. Gene Ontology annotation, biological process: regulation of transcription by RNA polymerase II. The record is from RefSeq and is a predicted model, not a curated record.